Periophthalmus magnuspinnatus is the source of this 587-nucleotide messenger RNA. It is a transcript of the gene ninj1, whose product is annotated as ninjurin 1. Bases 150 to 587 code for a protein of 145 amino acids. The transcript is spliced from 3 exons. NCBI's taxonomy places the organism in Eukaryota, Metazoa, Chordata, Actinopteri, Gobiiformes, Gobiidae. Gene Ontology annotation, cellular component: membrane. Gene Ontology annotation, biological process: cell adhesion; tissue regeneration. The record is from RefSeq and is a predicted model, not a curated record.
GGAGGAUGCGUCGUCACAACCGCCACUCGUUCAUAUUUAGUCCGCCUUGUGCCCACUGCUCGGAGGACCACCGCAGGAAGGCUCCCAGGCUCUGACGGCUUCAUGAGCGGACUAUUCCCGUCUUACAAAGUGUCUAUUAUCCAACAGCAAUGGCGACGGAUCAUAUGGAAAUGAACGGUGAUGCUGAUCCCAACGGCGAAGUUGAGGUUCCUUUCCGGGGCCGUGGUGAUAGGACGAAGGGGCCCCUAAACAUGAACCACUAUGCCAAUAAGAAGAGCGCGGCGGAGAGCAUGCUGGACGUGGCUCUGCUGAUGGCUAAUGCUUCACAACUCAAAGCUGUGUUGCAGCAGGGCCCAGAUUUCACCUUCUACACAGUUCUUAUAGCUCUCAUCAGCAUCUCCCUCAUCCUGCAGAUAUUGGUGGGAAUACUGCUUAUCUUCAUAGUGAAGUGGAACCUAAAUGAUGAGAGAAUGCACUAUAGACUCAACAUCCUUGAAAACGUCGCUACUGCCUUGGUUUUUGUCAUUGUUGUUGUCAAUGUCUUCAUCACUGCCUUUGGUGUACAGCAGCCUGAAAAAAGUGGAUAA